CACACGCAUCUCCAUUCACCGUAUUAAGCUGAGGCUGAGCUUUGUCAAAGAUGGUGAGAGCCCCAUGCUGUGAGAAGAUGGGACUGAAGAAAGGUCCAUGGACACCGGAAGAAGACCAGAUCUUGAGGGGUUAUGUCACCGCCUACGGCCACGGCAAUUGGCGGGCUCUUCCCAGACAAGCUGGCUUGUUGAGGUGUGGGAAGAGCUGCCGGCUCCGGUGGAUGAACUACUUGCGGCCGGACAUCAAACGAGGGAACUUCAGCAAAGAAGAAGAGGAGACUAUCAUGGAGCUGCAUCAAAUGUUGGGAAAUAGCAGAUGGUCAACCAUUGCGGCGAGGUUGCCCGGACGGACCGACAACGAAAUAAAGAAUGUGUGGCACACCCACUUGAAGAAGAGACUGAAGCAGAACGCGGGCGCCCCUCUGCCGGCACCACACUCCGCCAACAACCGCCGCCGCCGCCGCGACGAGCCCACAAGCCCUCAAAAUUCCGGCAGCGACAUCUCCUCCGUCACCGCCGCCGCCCCCUCCUCCUUGGAGGACGAUUUACGGGCCGACUACUCCCUGGAUGAUAGUUUCUGGUCGGAGGUUUUUUCGGCUGGAAAUUCCAGCUCGAGGAGUGAUAUUCCGGGCGCCGGCGACAACCCACAAAGUCAACUUAGUGUCGGCAUGUAUGACGGAGGGGAUCUUAUGUUAACCUCAAUUUAAUCACUUGAAAUUCUACUUUUUAAUUAGAAUCUUUAUAUUUUCAUUCUCA
Molecule: messenger RNA, 756 nt
Organism: Diospyros lotus (date-plum)
Lineage: Eukaryota; Viridiplantae; Streptophyta; Magnoliopsida; Ericales; Ebenaceae
Product: transcription factor MYB4-like
Exons: 3
Coding region: 51-707 (218 amino acids)
Source: RefSeq, a predicted model, not a curated record